Messenger RNA from Pisolithus orientalis, 564 nucleotides. Its product is annotated as DUF298-domain-containing protein. The record is from RefSeq and is a predicted model, not a curated record. Gene Ontology annotation, cellular component: ubiquitin ligase complex. Gene Ontology annotation, biological process: positive regulation of ubiquitin-protein transferase activity; protein neddylation. The annotation marks the transcript as partial. The transcript has 7 exons. Lineage: Eukaryota; Fungi; Basidiomycota; Agaricomycetes; Boletales; Pisolithaceae. Gene Ontology annotation, molecular function: ubiquitin conjugating enzyme binding; cullin family protein binding; ubiquitin-like protein binding.
GUUGGGAAGAUUACUUCAGAUGAGUGGCGGCGGGGUACAGACGCACUGCGCAUUUCUUCGUUACCUAUCCUGGCAACUGCGCUAAGGGAAUUGGAUGAUCUAGUCAUCCAAAGAAAUGAACCAAUCAAACGGCCACUUUCGCCAGUAGCAUCGGUGACAAGGAGGACUAGUGCGAGCACAACGAAAACACACGAGUUAUACAACAGAUCACGCUACUGGGAUCACGCUCAGAAUGUUGAGCGGGCAUUUGGCGAACUAUACCAGUUCUGCUUCACGCUGUCAAAACCACCGCAAAGCAGAAACAUGGACAUGGAGACAGCAACUGCGCUCUGGUCGGUUCUACUCUCCACACGAUAUCCCAUCAUAGGCGAUAUUACGACGUUUUUGAACGAGAAUUCGUCUUACAGAGGGGCGAAUAAGGAUAUCUGGAACAUGGUAUACGAGUUCUGUCGGACAGUACAUCCGAACUUAGACAACUACGAAGAUGAUGCGGCAUGGCCAACAUUACUAGACGACUUUGUAUCUUGGAAGAGAGGGAAGUCUCAUGACGGCGCGGGUUCGUAA